Molecule: messenger RNA, 1194 nt
Organism: Macrosiphum euphorbiae (potato aphid)
Lineage: Eukaryota; Metazoa; Arthropoda; Insecta; Hemiptera; Aphididae
Source: the annotation of a GenBank genome assembly
AUGCUGCCAUAUGAUCGUCAGCACCCGAUACUAUUAGCAAAACAUUCACGCUUGGCCUUGUUGGUGUGUCGUCAUUGGCAUCGCAUCAGCUGUCAUGCCGGACCUCGAGUCGUGACCGCCAUUGUGUCCCAGCAAUUUUGGAUCAUGUCUGUGAGAUCAGUGCUACAUCAAGUCAGCAGUGAGUGUACCAGCUGCGUCCGAUUUGACCAUCAACCACCUCAACCGUUGAUGGCUGAUCUGCCACCAGGCCGUGUCCAACAGUGCCGGCCGUUCGCGCGAGUGGGUAUUGAUUUCGCAGGUCCAUUGCAGCUACAAGAGACCCGCCUUCGCAAAUCACGGUCGUAUAAAGUGUACAUAGCUGUUUUUGUGUGCUUCGCGGUGAAGGCGUGUCACCUCGAGGUUGUGACCGAGUUAUCUACGGCCGCGUUCCUUGCCGCAUUCGACCGAUUUGUUGCUCGGCGUGGUCUGCCAUCCGACAUUUUCAGCGACUGCGGGACCAAUUUCGUGGGUGCCGAUCGACAAUUGCAUACGCUGAUCAAUAGCCCGGAGGGACAAUCCGCGCUAGGCGACUCUCGUCCGCAUUGUUCCUGGCAUUUCAACCCGCCCAGUGCGCCACAUUUCGGCGGAUUGUGGGAGGCUGCGGUCCGGUCGACAAAAAGGUUAUUGAUUCGCGUCAUGGGUCGUCAUCACUUCACUUACGAAGAAUUCACGACGGUGCUGUGUCGAGUGGAGGCCGUGCUCAACUCCAGGCCACUCACACCGUUGUCAUCCGAUCCAGCCGACUUGGACUACCUAUCGCCGGGACACUUUCUUAUCGGCCAACCACUACUUGCCGUGCCGCCUCGGACAUCGACAGAGGACAAGUCUAGUCUGGUGAACCGGUGGAAGUUGUUGGACCAAUGUCACCAGGCGUUUUGGCGACAAUGGUCCACCGAGUACCUGACCACACUGCAGGCACGCACAAAGUGGUCGAGCGGGUCCCCCAAUAUCCGUCUAAACGAUGUCGUCGUCAUCCGGGACAACCAGUCUCCCCCAUUGUCGUGGCGAAUGGGACGGGUGAUCGCACUGUUGCCAGGAGCCGACGGUGCAGUACGCGUGGUCCGUUUGCGAACCGCCCACGGCGAAGUGACUCGCCCUGUAGUGAAGUUGGUCGUCCUGCCCACCGAAGGGACCUGCCCAGGUACCCCCUGUUAG